This is a messenger RNA of Aspergillus oryzae RIB40, 696 nucleotides long. RefSeq lists its product as uncharacterized. The transcript has 2 exons. The record is from RefSeq and is a predicted model, not a curated record. The coding region runs from base 1 to 696 and encodes 231 amino acids. Lineage: Eukaryota; Fungi; Ascomycota; Eurotiomycetes; Eurotiales; Aspergillaceae. Gene Ontology annotation, cellular component: fungal-type vacuole membrane.
AUGGCUGAUACACCGUCGUAUCUCACCACCAAGGCUGGAAAGUACGCCCUGGGAGCGUAUCGAGGACCUCUAGAGCAGCAGCAUGGAGACGGAUCCCAAGUCGCACAUGUGGAGCUGACAGAGAGCAGCACGCUGAAGGGGAACGGAAAGAUACGUCGGCAUUGGAUCCGAUUUUGGUGCUGUUACCUGAUCGGUGCCAUUAUCUUUCUGGCAAUUUUCCUACCACUGUUCUUUACCGUCAUCAUCCAGGCGAUCUCCCAGCGAGUAAUCGACGACGCAUCUCUCGUCCUCGUGGAAGCUAAGGUCAUGCAACCCCGGCCAGAAUCUGUUUUGCUCAGCAUCCAAACUGCACUUAGGCUUGGCGUCAACGUCCCUGUACGUCUUGACCCAAAUGUUCUCCACCUAUUCAACAAUGAUCAGCCGGGAAAUAGCACGUAUUUGAAGGUCUAUAACGAUGCUAUAGUCAUACAUGGGAACGCGAGUAUUGGAGUCCAGAACCAGCCAAGCCCGAUAAAUCCUGACCCAUGGAAACAUUACAUUCGCAGUGUGGUGUUCGAGCCACAUGCCCCGUUGUCUGCGUUUGGAACCACCAACAUAUACUUGGGAAAGCUGAAGAGUCACAUCUCGUUGAAGAAGGACCUCCCUCAAAACAGUAAGUGUGGGCCCAGAAGCCAAAAAGACAGAAAUGAAAAAUAG